Molecule: messenger RNA, 3015 nt
Organism: Thamnophis sirtalis
Lineage: Eukaryota; Metazoa; Chordata; Lepidosauria; Squamata; Natricidae
Source: RefSeq, a predicted model, not a curated record
CAAUCUUCCACUGUGAUUGAAAACAAAUUAAGGCUGGUGUUGGUUUUUGGAAAGGCAGCAAUUCUUCUGAACCUAUGUGUGGUGAUUUUCUGAUUUCCAGAAGUUCUUGCCUCACUGAUACCUUGCAAUUUCUGAACUUCCCUCAGACCACUGAGGAACCACUUAGGUUUGCUAUAAACCAGUGUUUUUCAAACCUGGCAAUUUUAAAAUUCUUCAAUUUCCAGCAUAUUGACUGGGGAAUUCUGGGAGUUGAAGUCCAUACAUCUUAAAAGUUGCCAGGUUUCAAGAACACUAUUAUAAACCCAGUCAGGUUCUAUCUUAACCUUGGAGUAAGAAAAGUAAUAGUAUUGCCUCUUCGGUCUUUUAAAGUUGGCAACAGAUUUGCAUCUUGUGCUAAAUUAUAAAAGGGUUUAUCCUUGGUUUCAGUUUAAUAUCUGCUGUGAAUCCAGCCAUUAUGGCUUAAUGGGCUGUACAAAUAUACCCAAUGUUUUAUUAAAUGCACAUCUAUGAAUCCAACUAUCUUAGCCUUUUUUAAAAAAAAUGCUAUUAAAAGUUAUUUCUGUGCUAGAAUUCAGCAAUAGGGUGCAUUUAUAAAAAAAAAACCUUACAAUAAAAAGUUCCUUCUCGUUUCCGAGUAUACAAUUAGGGAAACAGCCUCUUUUUAAUAAAGUCACACAUAAAUGUGUGUUUUCAGGGAAAAUUUAAUUCUACAACUUUAUUUCAUUGUAUGAGGAAACUUUAUAGAAAUGAAAAGACAAUCCCUUCUAACAAUAUAUCAAUUUCAUUUUUAGCAACAUAGGAAGCACAAAACAUUCUUCUCUAAUGGAGGAAGAUGCUACUCCUCUUCUAAUUCCUGUGGGAGGUGAUGAAAAUGAUCUCGGAAUUCUUAAUAUUCAGUUCAGCCCAGAAGAUCUGAAAAGCAAAAGGCCAUUCCACGUAGAACCAACAAACAUUGUCAGGGUCAACGAUGAUGCACAGAGAGUAACAGAUGAAGCUUCAGCAAUGAACAAGCGGAUUCACUACUACAACAGACUCACUUCGCCUUCUGACAGAGCAUUGGUGGCUCCUGAUCAUGUUCUUCCUGCUCCAGAAGAAAUCUAUGUGUAUAGUCCUUUGGGCACCGCUUGCAAAAUUGAUAGCUCUACUGAUGGUUCUGGCAAAAAUUCCAGUAUAGUAACAAUAUUCAUGAUCUGGAAUACAAUGAUGGGUACAUCUAUAUUAAGUAUUCCCUGGGGAAUAAAACAGGCUGGAUUUACUACUGGAAUCUGUAUUAUUCCGCUGAUGGGCAUGCUGACUCUUUAUUGUUGCUACAGAGUUGUGAAAUCCAGGUCAAUGAUACCUUCAGUAGAUACCUCAACUUGGGAAUUCCCAGAUGUUUGCAAAUAUUACUUUGGAUCUUUUGGUCAAUGGUCUAGCCUUUUAUUUUCACUGGUGUCCCUUAUUGGAGCCAUGGUGGUUUACUGGGUGCUAAUGACCAAUUUCCUUUUCAAUACUGGAAAGUGUAUUUAUAAUUAUAUUCAUGAUAUUAAUGUAACAGACAUUGUUCCUGGUACAAAUGGAAGCAGUAGAGUAAUAUGUCCAAGUGACAGUAACCAUAAAGUACCAGGAAACGAAACUUUUGAAUUUACUUCUAUCGGUGCUGUUGGAUUUGAGGAAUUUGAAAAGUGGUGGGACAAAUCCAAAACCGUUCCAUUUUAUUUGACCAUCAUUCUUCUACUGUUGAAUUUUAAAUCUCCAUCUUUCUUUGCCAAAUUUAACAUAUUAGGUACUGUCUCUGUCAUUUAUUUAGUUAUUCUUGUUACUGUGAAAGCUGCUCUUCUAGGAUUCCAUUUAGAAUUUGAUUGGACUGCAACAAAUAUAUAUUUUGUGCCAGAGUUCAGGAUCUUUUUUCCUCAGCUUACAGGAGUGCUGACCCUGGCUUUCUUUAUCCAUAAUUGUGUAAUUACGCUACUUAAGAAUAACAGGAACCAAGAAAAAAAUGUCAGAGAUCUUUCAAUUGCUUACUUUUUAGUCAGUUUUACGUAUCUCUAUGUUGGGGUGCUAAUCUUUGCUUCUUUUCCAUCUCCACCAUUGAGCAAGGAGUGUAUAGAACAGAAUUUUUUAGAUAAUUUCCCCAGUAAUGACAUCAUGUCAUUUCUUGCAAGAAUAUUCCUGCUGUUCCAGAUGGUUACUGUGUACCCACUGCUUGGUUACUUGGCACGAGUUCAGUUUUUAGGACAUGUCUUUGGGAAUGUUUAUCCAAGUUUUUUCCACGUGCUGGUUUCGAACAUUAUCAUUGUAGGAAUCGGAGUUACAGUGGCCAGAUUUUAUCCAAAUAUAGGGGGAAUCAUAAGAUAUUCUGGAGCAACCUGUGGCCUCGCCUUUGUAUUUGUAUACCCAUCCAUCAUCUAUAUCAUCUCUUUGCAUCGGGAAAAUCAGCUGACGUGGUUUGCACUAAUCAGCCAUUUUUUGAUAAUUCUUCUAGGAGUGGCAAAUCUGAUGGCACAAUUUUUAAUUUGAAAAUCAGUCUCAAAUCAGAGUUCUUUCUUUGCAAGAGGUGCAGGAGGACCAAAAGGUUACCUUGAACAGUAUUAUAAAAAAUUGUAUCCUGCAGUAUUAUAAAAGUUAUGCAGCAGUAGAUAUGCCGACUGCCCUCUUUCAAUCUUAGUGUGUUCCAGAGAAAACAGCUUUUAAAAGAACCAAAAAUAACAAAGAAACUUUAAAAAAAUGGAGGCUGCAUCUUGGAAUAUGAAGCACCAAAGCAAAUGGAAGGAACUCAGUGAAUUCCUGCUGCAACUUCAAGUAGAAAUGGAAACUAUUUGGGAAUUAUUAAGUUCUUUUUAUAAAUUAUAUAUAUAUAUUUUCUAUGUGGGAAAAGCCAUCUAAGAAACUGUAGGAAAAUAAACAAGGGAUUUUAUUGAAUUAGAAAACUAUAUAUUGCUACUGUUAAAAAGAGUGUUUUGAAUUCUUUUACUGUUGAAAUUCAGCACAUAUUAAAUUGUGAAAAACCGGCUAACAUUAAACUAUAUCUUUUGU